Ochlerotatus camptorhynchus is the source of this 4294-nucleotide messenger RNA. RefSeq names its product myotubularin-related protein 9. The transcript has 4 exons. Gene Ontology annotation, biological process: phosphatidylinositol dephosphorylation; negative regulation of autophagy. Gene Ontology annotation, molecular function: phosphatidylinositol-3-phosphate phosphatase activity. The record is from RefSeq and is a predicted model, not a curated record. Gene Ontology annotation, cellular component: membrane; cytoplasm. Lineage: Eukaryota; Metazoa; Arthropoda; Insecta; Diptera; Culicidae. The coding region runs from base 358 to 2076 and encodes 572 amino acids.
UACACACAAGUUACAGUGUUAAAACUUUCACCCUCUGCCGAAAGUGUUAAUUUGAUAAUACGUUCUAAGUAGCAGUUUACGAAUACGUCAGGGUCAGAAUAAUUGGCAAAACUAUGUGUUGAAAAGUGUAUUUGGGAUUUAAAGACAAACCAGCCAAUGGCUGAAAGUCUCUUUAAUAAACUAACCUUACCUAACCUGCAUUUGCCAUUGUUGGGCAAUGUUUCACAAUCGAACGCCAUGAUUGUGAUAGGUGGGCGAGAUGCGUAGGAGCGCCGGAUGUAGUUAAGUGCAAGUACGAGCAGCAACAGUAAGGGGGAAAAGAAAAAGAAGGAGUAUUGCCAACGCGGUGAAAGCAAAAUGGAGUUUGCUGAGCUUAUUAGAACUCCAAAGCUGGAUGGCGUGCAGAUGUACGAGCAACUCCGACGGGAGUCCAUCGAUGGAACGCUUUGCAUCACCGGUCAUCACCUGAUACUGAGCACACGGAAGGAAGGCGCACGGGAACUUUGGUUGCUUCAUCAAAACGUGGAUUUAGUCGAACGGAAACCAUACAUCGUUAACAAUGUACUCGAGGGAGGUACCAUCACGCUCAAGUGCAAAGAUCUCCGGAUCAUCCAGCUCAGGAUCAACUCCCCGCAGGAGUACUUUAACAUUUCCAAUUCCAUCGAGCAGUUGUCGAAUUUGGAGGAAACCAAGAAACUGUACCCGUUUUUCUACAUCCCAAUGUACAACGUGAUGCAAGAUGGCCACACCGAGUACACCAUUGAGACUGAAUAUGCUAAACUGCUUGCCACGGACGAAUGGCGUCUGUCGACGGUCAAUCACGAUUUUAAGGUUUGUCCAACCUAUGGCUCCCGAAUGUUGGUGCAAAAGUCGAUUAGCGACGAACAAAUCAUUCAAUCAGCUGCCUUCCGCGAUGGCGGACGAUUUCCGGUGCUGGCAUACAAGCACACCAACGGAGCGGUGCUAUUUCGAUGUGCUCAACCCCUCGCCGGACCUGGUGUGAAACGAUGUCGAGCAGACGAAGCCAUACUUAAUUCGCUGGUCGAACCAGGUGCGAAGAAGGGCUACAUCUUCGACACGUGGGGUAAAACGAAAAAUACCAACACCGAAAUCGAACCUCACUACCCCCAGUGGCGGAUACUGAGCCGGCCCAUUGGGUCGCUAACGUCGUCCAUCUCCAGUUUAUUGGAUAGUUUCGUGAAGCUGAUGGAUGCAUGUAACGAUGUCGCCACCAGUUCGGAUCGGUGGCUUUCGCGGCUGGAAAGCUCCAGCUGGUUGAGCUUCGUGCUGAAUGCGAUGAACGUUUCCUGCGUGGUGGCUCAAUGUCUGGCCAAGGAGGGAGUGCCCGUCGUAGUGCACGGCGGCAAAGGACUGGACACGCCACUGAUCGUCACUUCGGUGGCGCAGAUCAUUCUAAAUCCCGACUGCAGGACAAUAAAAGGAUUGCAAGCUUUAAUCGAGCGGGAGUGGCUGCAGGCAGGGUACCCAUUUUCGACCCGCCACAAAAACUCGUGCUACACCCCAUCGGUCCAGCGACACAAGACGUCCAGCGCGACGUUCGUGCUGUUCCUGGACUGUGUGUUCCAGCUGUACCAUCAGUUUCCGUGCAGCUUCGAGUUCGAUUCCCGCUAUCUGAUAGUGCUGUUCGAGCACAGCUACAGCAGUCAAUACGGGACGUUCCUGGCGAACUCGGAACGGGAGCGGAUCGAACUGCGCGUACGGGAGCGGACUACUAGUUUGUGGAGCUACAUCAAUCGGCCGGAAGUGAUCGACACGUUGCUCAAUCCGAUGUACAUUCCGAACUCGGUCGUAAUAUGGCCCUCGGUGGCACCGCUCAGCAUCGUUUUGUGGUCGGACGCGUACACCCGGUGGGUGAUUGAUCAGAGCGUUGCGCGGACCAACCGAGAUCGGAUGCUCGGAAUCGUUAGCGAAGAGAAGGAGCUGGAGAAGAAGGUGAAAAGGCUCCGUCGGGAAUUGUCCGAUCUGCAGCGGGAGUACAUCCGCUUGAAGCUGGAGGAGACGCUGCUGUCCGACGAGGGAACCGAGGAGGACGCCGACGCCAGUGACAGUAAGUAGGAUCUAGAGAAAGAAAGAAGAAGAAGAAGGUGCUAAACAAUGACAGAGCGAACAAUGAUCGCCUUCUAUCUCUCUCGAAUACCUAAUCCCUUAAGUGAAACCGUGACAUUCCCCGCCGCCGUCUGGUAUCAACCUAGUUGUUGGAUUGCCUUUUAUAUCUCUAUUUUAAAGCUUUAAAACGUCGUCGAAUAGGACUCCAACAGGAGGAGGCCACCUGUUAUUUUGGAACAAUAUUAUUAGUACCAUUCAUUGCACGCAUUUAAUUCAAAUCUCGAUUCGAUCUUUCAAAUUGUUUAGAGUCUAGUCAGUUUUAUUUUCGUUAGAUUUAUUAAGGUAGCACGUAAGAUUAUGCGUUGAAAAGUGCAAGUUUUGAUUGGAGCUUCUUUUUUUUAUGGGCCACACCGUUAUGCGGGCAGGAAACGAGACUUGAGGGAAUUUACCGGUAGCAAGUUUUUGGGACAGCAGCUCUCAAAACGUGAACAAAUCUUACAAUAUUGCUACCAAUGGAUAAAUAUUAGUAAAGCUAGAAUUUACUAGAAUACUUAGUGCACAGAUAAAAAGUGCGAUUACGCGACGCCACUGUAUCGUCGGUUGCAUGCAAUACUUUCACAAAGUAGAAAUUUCCCAAAUUUAGAGAUUUUGAUGGCAAAUGACGGCAAAUUGUGUGAAGUAUCAUUCCACAGAAACCCAUUGUGUAAUUUGAGAAUAAUCGAAAAAUAUCAUGAAAGGCACUUUUUUGAGUUAUGCAAGUUUUCUUCAUGCUAUAUGUUCACAACUCAAAAAAAUAAACCCAUUUUUGCACAACUCAACAUAUUUUCUAUAGAAAGUAGUAAACAUCGUUGGUUUGCUAAAUUUGUGUACGAAUUUUUGAUAAAAUUAAUGAAACACACCCGCUUUAUUCCAAUAGAAAUGAAAAGAAUCAUGCGACAGUAUUGCAUGAAACCGACGACAUAUCCUUUCCUACUCCAUGACCUCUCCAAUAUCGAGUUAGGCCUCCUAUGUUUCUUAAAUAUUGCCCACUCUAAUUUCAACCAUGUUCCUAUUAAACUAGCGAAAGAUUGAAGGGAUUGUGGCACGAGGCAUAAAACGGUAAGUCCCAAUACAUUAAUUGAUAGAUUCCGAUGCUCCGUUUCGAUUUUCUUUCAAAUGAAAACCUCUGGUCUUGAACUGUCCGGAGAAGCCCACUAUGUUCGCCUCCAUGAACGGCACCCGAUUUAAACUCAUGCCAGUGCUGAGUGACUGGUAUGUUAAUACUUUUUCCGCACUACUGUGUUACCUGACUUAUAACGAAUAUAUGAUCAAUGAUUUUGAUUUUUUGAACUAAUUUGAGUUCAGUUUACUCAUAAAUCGCAAAAUGUGCAGGAACUCAGCGAUGAGUACAUGUUAAAGCCCUCUAGUUAAAGUAUGGACGACUGUCACCACAAAACUGACCAAUCGAGCAAAGCGGUGCAUUUUGACGGUUCGAUUGGAACAACUUUUGACAGACGUCCAUACUUUUACUGUAGGGCUUUAGUAAAUGUUCCUUGAAGGUGUCGGAUCGCAGUGUUGCGCUACUUGAAGAGUACAACACACUUGAAAUGUAAAGUUGGAAUGUUUGAAAGACCUCUUCCGAUGAUUUAGAUUUCCUAUUACAGUUUGUUUUUGAGCCGAAAGAAAUAUUUCACGAUCUUAGUUAUGGCCAUAUAAAACGUAUCGAUUUAGUCUUGUUGCCUGUAUUUGAAGGCGUCUACCCAACAGAGGUUUUCCUGUAUAGCAAGUUUGCAUAUCACAUUGUUCGAUCGAGCAGACUUCAAAUGGGAGAAGGGCUUUCUUGUUGUUCAAGCGGUAUCCAAACUAUGGUAGACUCGUUCCGUGUUGACUUCUCGAUGCUCUCUGUAAACUUUUCGAAACUGUCGCGUUGUUUGGUUGCAUUCAGUUUCGCGAUUAUGGUACUUCGGUGCAGUGGAAAUGCAACAUUUUUCUUUUAAUUUGUUAAUAAUUUCGUCGACGCUAGCAGGGUUAAUAUUCACUGCCGCGCGAGCCUAGCCUUCCAGUCGAGAUAAAAUGGUUUGGAUAGCAGCUUGCUUAUUAUUUUCGUUGAUUAGAGGUUUGCAUGCGUUUAAAGCUGCUAAAACACUUUCUAACUUGUUAAUUCAUGGUCAUACAACUUCCGUUUGGAUGCUGGCCACAUACUGUUUACGUACUCUUCGUGAUCCCAUACCCUGGGAUGCACGACAUU